Messenger RNA from Pocillopora damicornis (cauliflower coral), 585 nucleotides. RefSeq lists its product as uncharacterized. Lineage: Eukaryota; Metazoa; Cnidaria; Anthozoa; Scleractinia; Pocilloporidae. The record is from RefSeq and is a predicted model, not a curated record.
UCCAUGUACGAGCUUGACUGUUGUGGCCGAGGAGUUAGCCUCUUUGUUUUUUUUUUAAGUAACAGUUAGACAAUGAGAGAUGCUUUCGCCCAAAAUUAUGAAGUGGUUGAUGCUCUUUCCUCUGCCAACAUCGUAGUACAUCCAAACGGGAAUGAUUUCAACAAGUCCCGCGCUCCAACCUUAGUUUCAAGUGAACUGCUAAAGUACGCGGUCAAAGGAAAAGGUUUCCAAGAUCUUUCAGUACAGGGAGUAGUUGAUGCUUCUGGCCUCUAUUUAUCUGUUGCCACUGGUUUUCCUGGAAGUCUACAUGAUGUUCGGAUGCUACGUUUGACUGACAUUUAUUGGGCUGCUGAAGAUGAGAAUAUCCUAAUGGAACCUGCAUUUGAGUUAGGCAUGGAACUAUAGUGUGCCCUCUUAUCGUGGGAGACACUGCUUAUCCAAACAAAACCUGGCUUAUCCGACCAUUUAAGGAUACUGGUGGGCUUACGCGCGACCAGAGGAAGUUUAACUGAGAGGUAUCUAAGGCAAGAUUGUAUCCGAACACGCAUUUGGUAUGACCAAAGGAAGAUGGAGGGUUUUACUUAA